AUGUCCUCCAGUCUCUCGUCCAGCGCUCGAAAGGUCGUCCGUAUCACGGACGUUAGGCCUUCUUACAGCGUGCACCUGCAACCUUCCCAACUACAGCAGCAGCAGACAGAGAUAACUGCCUUGUGCAUCUCGCCCACUGGCACUACCAGCAAAAGACUCAGUUAUGCGCAACUGCGAGCUUUACCCGGCGGGCCGGACGCUCUGAUCCAAUUCCAGGUCAACCCAGCAGAUGCUCCAUUCUCAUCCAACCCUACGCCCCCUCUUCCGAGGGCUUAUCCGAUGGAGUCCGAGGGCCAAGGGUCAAGGUGGUCGAGGUGGUCAAGAUGGUUUCGCCGCUGGUGCAAUACGUGA
This is a messenger RNA of Aspergillus mulundensis, 351 nucleotides long. RefSeq lists its product as uncharacterized. The transcript has 2 exons. NCBI's taxonomy places the organism in Eukaryota, Fungi, Ascomycota, Eurotiomycetes, Eurotiales, Aspergillaceae. The record is from RefSeq and is a predicted model, not a curated record. Bases 1 to 351 code for a protein of 116 amino acids.